This is a messenger RNA of Prorocentrum cordatum, 3100 nucleotides long. The record is from the annotation of a GenBank genome assembly. Lineage: Eukaryota; Dinophyceae; Prorocentrales; Prorocentraceae.
CGAGCUCUUCUAUUUCCUCCCAGACGAGGCCCAGUUCGUCGCCGCUCUCAACGACAGCCCGUACCUCAAGAACCAGAUCUGCAGCAACAAGCUCAACGUGGAGCAGCUGCCGAUGGCGCCGCUCUCGGACCCCGAGCAGGUGUGCACGAGGCUCGACGCAGGGUGCGAGUACUAUUACGAACGCCUCCUCCCCACGGAGGAGCAGCUGCGAUUGCUGAUGCAGCAGCCCUCCCUAACGCCGAAGACGCUGAGGGCGAUCGAGAGCCACCGAACCUGGGGCAUCGACGAGCACGGGCGGUAUCGCUUGUACUACGCGUUUUUGGACGACGUCAAGGACGACAAGAUGCUUGGCUACAGACGCGAACGCGUCUUCUGGAAGAUUUCUACGAACCAGUAUCGGGUACUCCAGAACCUCAAUAACGCAUCCUUGGGUGGCCAAGGCAGCGAGCUUUUCCAUUGGAUGGCCGAAGCAGAGAAGGCGGCCUUGAGGCAGGACAAUGCAAUGGACGUCCCUUUCCUGAGCGCAGUGCUUGGCCUCCAGCCCAAGAAGAGGAGGGGCCCUAGCACAGAUGCCGACAGUGGCGCCGCAAGUGCCAGUGGAGGCACUCCGAAGCCCGUACUCGUCAACAAACGCGGGGUGCCGAACGACUCGACCUACGGAGCCUGGGAUCCCGAGCGCAAGCGUGGCCGCUGGACCCUGACAGCGAGACCCGACGCGGAGCAGACGACGCCACUGCUCCCUACUUUGAGUCCUUCUCCUUCGAGGGCGUAUCCGCGAGUGCCUGGUUUUUAUGCUGCGGUGUACUCGCCGCUGACCUCCGAGGCACUGGCUGCGCAUGCAGCUGCCACUGGCACUCCACCGAGAUCUGGUGCACCAUCACUGGCUUCACCGCCUCCAGGUGGCUCACAGGGCGACAACUACAGCUCGAUUGGAAGCGAGGACGGCGACGCGAAGGCGUUUUUCGCCGAGUGCCCGAAGGAGGUCCCCGAAAAGGCUGCGUACUGGAUCAUGAAGAACGACCUCCUUGCACACGUCAACGGCGCGAAGUUAAAGAACAGCAUCAAGGAGGCCAGGAACUUGCUUGAGCGCAUCCGAGGGAAACCUGAAUGGGCUGGCCCGUACUCCAAGCUGACGCAGCACAUGAACAACGUGGACAAGGUAUUGAAGAUUAGGAAGGAGAGGGUCGCCGCUGGAAUGGUGACGGACGAUGACAUCUUGACGAACAUCCAGCCCAUCCUUGCGUUGAGUGGCGGCGCCGACCUGCUUGACCCCUCCUACCAGUUUGCUCUCGUCACGCGCAAGUGCAACCUCUUGUUGCCCGCCGACUCCAGCAUCGACGAGACAAAUUCUUCGAUUAUUAAGGAUCUCUGGAACAAGAUCCGCCCUUGGACGGCAACGAUUGACCCCAUGGCAGACUCACUCGCUGAAGCGGAGAUGUUGGCUCAAUCUCAGCUGGACGGCUCACAACUACCACUACCAGGCAGUCAAGGCCCUGACUCUGGCUUUUCAGCACAAUUCGGCACUGAGGUCCCAGCUGGCUCGUUCGACGCCCUGAACCCGAAGGUAUCUGCCGUCAGGGCCAAGUCCACCUCGGAUCGCGCCAAAAUGUCAGCGUCAUAUGUCGUCGACAACUUGGUCUGCAGCGCAAUCCUAAAGGACGAGGGCAACAAUAACAAUACGUACCACAUGGCCAAGCACUUCAUGGAUGCCAUCCAGCACGAUUUGCAGGCGUGCGUGGUUCCAGCGCGCUACACAGCUUUCGCUUCCGACCUACUGACGACGAUGAGGCAGAUCAUGUUCUUGGUGGAGAUCGGCAGCGGUCGGGUACAUGCAGAUUACGCGGACAGGUACGAUGAGUUCAAGACAUACUGCGAGGCGGCCGACUCCCAGGCUGACCAGGGACACGCUGUCCAGAAGAGCGUCAACAGUGCCCUUGAGACUGCCGAGUGGUGGAGUAACCAGAUGAAGUUCGCGAUCGAGACGCACGAGGCGACGACGGCUAUCUUCAAGAACCUGGAUCCCAUCGACACUGCCUUGACCGCCUACCUGGCCACCAAGCCGGAAGGGCACGAAACAAUCGCCUAUGCGCCCCCUUGGGAACACAUGCGGACGUUUGUGGAGAACUACCACAAGUGGCAUGCCAACACCAACAAAGCAAUCGGAACGGCCUUCGAGGAAACUUCGGAGAGGUUUGUUGGCAGCAUGAAGUUCAUGAGAUCGGCGAUCAGCAAGUUACACGACGAUGGCACGCUCACCCAGUCCAUCGACCCGAGCAUCGACCUUCUCACUGUGGCAGUGAAGCAGUUCCCAGAACAAAGUACCUUGCAUACAACAUUGGAGGCGCUGAAGCAACUGAAGUUGGAGAAGAGCACCAGCCACUUCAGCGCGAGGGUGGAGACGGAUUGUAAGGCACUCCAGGCGGCGAUUUCUGUGGAUCGCGAUCAAUACGACAUCACUCUUGCAAGGAAGCUCCAAGCAACGGUGCACGAGCUGGCGGGCGUCAAGCUGAUCACCGAAGCCAAGAAGUGUCUGUUCAAGUCGCGUGUUCAAUUUGCGGGUUGGACGUUGGAGACGUGGUACAACGACAAGCAUCCGAUAGACAUGACUGUAGCCACCGACCUCCUCCUCAAGAGCUCCGACCUGAUCAAUAUUGGAACCCAGGACCCUGCUGCGCCUGCUCAGGAGAUUCGCGCCGUCGGCUUGCUCUUCAAGGACCUGCACAUGAACAAGGAGACGCAGGAGCUGCUCAUCGCGCAGGGGCUGAUGCAGGGCGAUGAUAAAGAGAAGGCGCUUGUGGACAAAGACAGGCACGCUGGCUACCACUCGAUCGCCAAGUUCAUGUCGCUGACCAAGUCGUCAGACCAAAUGCUCGGGGCCCUCUCGAAGAAUCCGAACUUCAAGGACGAGUUCCGUGCAAUCAAGUUGUUCCAGGGGGAACAGGAGAAGCUCUCUCAGACGGCUGCGGGCGGGACGGACGGCAAGCCGUGGCACGCGGCGUUGACGGAAGAGGUGACGACAUUCGACGCCGUGCUCGCGCUGGACCCGCUGGCGGACUACGCGGCCAUGCAGCAGAGGCAGCGCCAGGCAGAGCUGGGCGAG